AUGUUCAGAUUUCUUGGGAAAUUAAUUAAAAGAACUCCUAAAGAAUGUUUAUAGCAUGAUCAUACAAAAUUCCCCAAUAUAUUAGCUAAUGAAUAUUGUCAAAGUUGUGACUAAAGUUUAUGUUAUAUGUGUGGUAAUGACCAUAUGAGUCAACAUCAUCCUGUGAAAAGUAAAUAUGAUUAUUUUUCUAUAGUUAACCAUCAUUCUUAUGCAAAUAUGAAUUUAUAAAAUAAUGAAGACUUGACUGAGAAAGAUAAAUUAAAUUUAGAGACAUUAAGAGCAUUUAAUACAGGAUCAUUAAUUUAAUUAGACAUAAACAAAUUAAAAUGUAUAUGUGGCAAACCAGCUGAUGAAAAUACAGCUAUUUGUGCAGCUUGUGGAAGUGCCACAUGUUCAUAAAAAUGUCAUUAAGAAUUAGUGCAUUAAGAUAAAUGUAAAUUUCAUCAUAAUUUCACUGAGAAAGCUAAUGUAGUUUCUCUAAGAUCAAUCUUACUAAAGUAAAUGUUUAUAAUCAAUAUAGGAAUGCUUAUUUUCUCUUUGAUAAAGGAUAUGCAUAAGGCACUGUUUUUAGUCGAACUUCCUAAAAUUUCAUAUCAGCAUUUCUCACAACUUAAAGAUCAUCUAUAUUUUUACAAAGAGGUUUUAGGUAAUAUGGAAAUCCUGAGGUAUUAUCAAUUAAUAACUUAGAUAAGAUUUAAACACUAAAUGCUAUGGAUAUUGUAAAUGGAGCUGAUCUCGAUAAGGAAGUGCAUUUAAUGAGGGUUUGUUAAUGCAAAUGUACUCAUUGUAAAAAUCUUGGUUAUCACCCAAUGCAUGUUUGUUAAUUGGUUUGUAAAUCCAGAGAUUUAUAUGUAUUAUUUUUCAUUAAUCUUUAGAUCUAUAGAUCUUAUGCUUAAGAAAAUCCAGUUGAGAAAUAAUAGACUUGUGGAUGUUAAUGUAAAUUCUGUUCCUCUGGUCUUACAGUCUUAUAACACAAGAAAAUAGAUUGUUGUUUAAAAUGUGAAUUUAGAUAAAAAGUUGAUUUUUGAA
Molecule: messenger RNA, 1029 nt
Organism: Paramecium pentaurelia
Lineage: Eukaryota; Ciliophora; Oligohymenophorea; Peniculida; Parameciidae
Source: the annotation of a GenBank genome assembly